Messenger RNA from Colletotrichum navitas, 806 nucleotides. RefSeq lists its product as uncharacterized. NCBI's taxonomy places the organism in Eukaryota, Fungi, Ascomycota, Sordariomycetes, Glomerellales, Glomerellaceae. The record is from RefSeq and is a predicted model, not a curated record. The coding region runs from base 178 to 654 and encodes 158 amino acids. The transcript has a single exon.
CUUGGAUCUUUUGUGUUCCUUCUUUUUUCCUUUCUUCUUCUUCUUCUUCUUCUUUUUUUACACAUCUUCUCCUCGUCGAUAAUACUUGUACUAUACAGAACGUCGAGGCAGCUCUGCAUUUCGAAUCCCACUGACCGGAGCCCCCCUCAUUGACGCUUUCCAGGGUAAGUGCUGACAAUGAAUGCUGUCGACAACCGUCUUCCGCCACCCAAUCAAUCGAGGCUUUGCUGGACCGCACCUCGUGCUUGGUCUCACGUACAGAGCGAAAGCUUACGAGCACUUCCUUUUUCUUUUCUUGUACAACAACACAGAGGUUCUGAGAUCCACCACCGCCCCUUUGAGAAUAAAUAUCAUCGCAAGCUAUACUCGACUGAACCACACCGGCCGAUGAAGCAAUCACCACUAGCCUUUCCCACCCACCCAUCCCCAUUUCAUCCCUGUCAAGGUUGCGUCGCCGUCAUCUAUCAUGUCUCCUUGCCAAUCGAUAGACCAAUUCAUGCCCGCCACUGCGGCCAAUCAACUCCGCCAUCGAAGCCACCGCCCAGAUUUGGCCUAGAUCAGGUAGGUAGGUCGGCUACCGAAUCAGCGAACUGGAUUCAUCCGCCUUUGGGCUCGCUGGCAUGGCUGGCUAUGCUCGUUCAAGCCAGCCUUUAAUCCGUGGAUGCAAGAUCUUGAGUCCAUCUUGCUCUCGAUGGCACGUCAGUCCGUGCGCACUCGGGUGAGCUAGGGAUCCGAUGCAGGCCACGUUAGAUAGCUCAACGAAGACCACAUCCUGCGCCAAGCGGGUUAAAUCUCGAUAAUUUUCC